AUGCAUUCACUCCCGACUCCACCAGCUGAAGACGCUUUCCGUUGGAAGCCAGCUGUCGCUACUGUAAGCCUCGGUGCUGCGAAUCUGCACUCCAUCACAGCCAAAAUCGAUGCGGCAGCAAAGUACGGCCAGAAAGGUCUGGAACUGUUCCAUGACGACCUCGCACAGUUAGCCAAGACGCUACGCUCCCACGAAUGUGAGUCGACGGGCCGCACCGACCGAGAAUACGAGAUCGACGCUGCGCACGCCAUUCACGAUUUAUGUGCCGAGCGGGGCCUGCAGGUUCUAGCGCUUCAACCUUUUCGACACUAUGAAGGCUUGAUAGAUCCUGUGCAACAUGCUCAACGUAUCGACGAACUCCAACACUGGGUGCAGCUAUCCAAGAUUCUUGGAGAGAGUCUCUUCAUUCUCAUUCCAUCCUCCUUCCUCGACUCCUCUGAGAUCACAGGUGACCGGAAUCGGCUAGUGGCAGACCUGGCUGAAGCGGCUGAUGUGGCAUUCCCGGUUCGCAUCGCCUAUGAAGCAUUGGCAUGGGGUACUUACAUCAAUACGUGGGAGGAUUCUUGGGAAAUCGUCAAGCGAGCCAACCGACCAAAUCUGGGUAUAUGUCUGGAUACGUUUAACAUUGCAGCUCGGGUGUGGGCUGAUCCGACCAGUCCAUCCGGACGAGGACCCCCGAGUGUAGACGAUGAUUUACGAGCAUCAAUGGAUCGACUCGUCCGAGAUAUUGACCCGGACCGCGUCAUGAUGGUACAGCUAGCUGAUGGUGAGAGGGUAGACCCGCAAUCUUCCUUCCUUCGGACACCAGGACUAUCCACGCUCCUAGCCUGGUCACGGAAUGCUCGUCUGUUCCCGUGUGAAGAAGAGCGGGGCGGGUAUCUUCCUAUAGUACCGGUGACAGAAGCCUGUUUGAACGGAAUAGGUUAUACCGGAUGGGUUAGUAUGGAAGUCUUCUCCAGAACUACCGGGGUGGACGACCCAUCCGUACCGGAUGAACAUGCCGUAAGGGCAAGCCAGGCAUGGCGAAGGAUGUUGGAACGAUUGAUGGCGGUGGAAAAGGGAAAGGCGAUUGCCUUCUAG
Messenger RNA from Penicillium waksmanii, 1080 nucleotides. Its product is annotated as sugar phosphate isomerase/epimerase family protein. The record is from RefSeq and is a predicted model, not a curated record. Lineage: Eukaryota; Fungi; Ascomycota; Eurotiomycetes; Eurotiales; Aspergillaceae. The transcript has a single exon. Bases 1 to 1080 code for a protein of 359 amino acids.